Messenger RNA from Archocentrus centrarchus (flier cichlid), 3534 nucleotides. It is a transcript of the gene ofd1, whose product is annotated as OFD1 centriole and centriolar satellite protein. Gene Ontology annotation, molecular function: protein binding. The coding region runs from base 214 to 3381 and encodes 1055 amino acids. Gene Ontology annotation, cellular component: ciliary basal body; centrosome. Gene Ontology annotation, biological process: epithelial cilium movement involved in determination of left/right asymmetry. The record is from RefSeq and is a predicted model, not a curated record. Lineage: Eukaryota; Metazoa; Chordata; Actinopteri; Cichliformes; Cichlidae. The transcript is spliced from 23 exons.
CGUGAAGAAAUGCUAUAUGAAUCACAGAAUGCAUAUAAUUAAAUUAUAAUAAAUAAGGUAGGUUUUGGUUCGUCGUUGUUACGUCAUAUCUGUGAGCACGCACGGAACCAAGCUUUUCCGGUAACGGCGGAUUUAAAUGUUUCAAGCACAGCUCUUAGAAAAGGACGCAAAGACGGGUCCUGGUCGUCCGGCUGACUCGAAAAUACCCCAGUUAUGUCCUCGUCUAAGGAAGACGUGUUAUCCCCGGACGAGCUGAGGAAAAGACUUUAUCAGACUUUUAAAAAUAAAGGGGUUCUUGAUACACUGAAGGCACAGCUGAGGAAUCAGCUCAUCCAGGAGUUAAAAUGCCCACCUUUGGCAGGACAAGAACCAGUUUCCAGGCUAGUGCAUGUGAAACCUGAACCCCUAUUAGUUUCAGCCUGUAACAGCAUAGUGGCAGAUCAUCUCUGUAUCUCAGGGUAUGAGUACACACUUUCUGUGUUCUACCCUGAAAGUGGCUUAUCCAGAGACAAGGUUUUUACAAAAGAAGACCUCCUUCAGCUUCUUAAAAUAAGUCCUGACUCAACUCUUUACAAAUCAUUGUCUUCAAAUAAAGAAAAUAAUGACAAAGGGUUCCUGAUCCACCUUCUAACACAUCAUUAUACUCGGAGCCCUUGCCGUGAUGCUGACACUCAGACAACAAACUUAUCAAGUUAUGGGGAGUCUCUUGUUGAGAAGAUGAAAAUGAUUGAUCAGGAAUACAGAGGUUUGAGUUACAAUGAGGUGUUUCCAUUACAGUCACAACUGGCUGCAUAUAGAAAAGACAUUGAAUUGCAGAUGGAAGCAGAAAUGAACUCAAAGAUGCAACAUUUUAAAGAUGUUGAAAUCGCCAAGGUGAGGAUGGAAGAAAAAUCCAAAUUUCAUAAAGAAUUUGAAAAGCUGAAGCAGGAGCUGGAGAGGACUUAUGAAAUGAAGGCAAAGACACUGAUGGACCGAGAGAAAAAUGCUAUUGAUAGGCUGCAAAAACAGCAAGAGAUUGAAGAAAAAAACGUAUACAUGCAGAGACAGUCAGUGCUGAAAGAAAUUGAAACACUGCGUAGCAGAGAAAAUGAGUUGAGGAUGAGAACGGAGGCUUUUGAAAAGACUUGUCAAAUUCACAAGGAGAAGGUCAAAACGACUGAAGAGCUGCUGAGGAGAAGAGAACUGGCUGUGAAAACUAUGGAGGAUACAUAUGACCAAAGGCUGAAGAAUGAACUUUCCAGGUAUCAGCUUGAGUUGAAGGAGGAAUUCAUCAAGAGAACAGAAAAGCUCACAGAAAGUGAGAACAGAAACAAAGUGGAAACUGCUCGUAUCCAAAAGGAGGCAGCGGCAGUUAAUGCCAGAAUGGAAGACCACAGCAGAGCAUGCUCAGAGCUGAAACGGCUGCAGAUUAAGCUAGACACAGCACACCAGCAGAUUAUUCUGCUGACUCAACAGAAGGAGCUGUUGAGGGAAAGAAUGGAGAGCAUGAGUGACUACCCCCACUUGACAAAAGAGAAAGCAGAGCUGCAGGGGCGGCUGCAACUGCUAAAGAAACAGCUGGAGGAAGCCCAAGAGGAGAACUGGCUUCUUCAUGCAGAUUUGGGCAAGCCAUCCAAAGAACAACUGGCCUUGCAGUUGGAGCUUCAGAGGCUGCAGGGUGCUUGCAAAUUGGAUGCGGAAGAAUUUGACAACCAGAAACAGGUGCUGCAGGCACAGCUCCAGAGUGAGAUGGACCGGUGUGCCCAGCUCAAGGCUCAGCUGAUAGAGUGUGAAGAGAAGUCCCAGUGGAUGGCGAACCAUGUUGAGGACAUCAAAAUGCAGCUUCGCCAAACUCAACAAGCUCUUGAAAACGAAGUGCUCCGUAAUCCCAAACCAUCUCUUGUUGAUCGCUCUGUACUGGAGCUUGGUGCUGACAAGCUGUUUCCGCCUGACAUCUAUGUGGACAGAACUCUGCUGAGGGCCAGGGUGGGUUAUGAUGAUGUUUGUGAAGCAGGUGGCAAUCGGGGAGGAAGCAAAUCACCAUGGAAUGACAUACCAGAUUCUGACCUGGAGCUGGUGGCUGAAGCCAAGGCUCGGCUCAAGGAGCUGCAGAAGGAGGCUGACACUUUGGAGGAAGCCUACAGGAACUACCAGCAGAGGGCAGUGCGCUCCACCAUCUCACACAUGCUUCCCCCAAGAUCUCAUUCCCCACAACAACCACAUCCUUCUAGUUCCCCUGACUCUCCUCUUAGAAAACAUGACCCCCUCCAUUCACACAUUCACUUAGCCCACAAACCAAAGAUCUCACACAAACCACUCUCUCCUCAAUCUGUCCAGCCCCUUCCCUAUGGUGCCCGAAAGAUUUUAUCAUCUUCACAACCAAGAGUGACCUUCUCAGAAGAUCUUAACCAGCCUGAGGCUGCAUGUUAUGCCGACCACAGCCUCUAUUCACUGACUGAACCUUUGUUCCUAAAAAAUGGACACGUUCCAGAUGAAAGCUUGGCUCCAUCCAAGCACCCAUCCUCUACAUCACAAUCUUCUUUCAAGAAUAAUCUUCAAAGAGAGAUAACAGAAGAAGCAGUCAUGUCUGUAGUCACAUUCCCCCAGCUGUCAUCUGACAGACAGCUCUCUCCUGCCCUCCGCAAUGAGGUGGUGACCUCAGGUGAUUUGUUCUCCGAGCUCAGUCCACCUCGCAGUCCUCAGCUCAGGAGCACUGCACGAGACCAGUCUAGUCCACCAAAGUUACAGCACGUCUUCUCCAGCUCAGAGUCUUCCCCUCAGCCUGAGAAGAUAAGCCUUGAAGACCUCACUGGGUUAUUAUCAGAGCCCGGCCACAUUCCAAAGCUUCUCCUGGACACUGCUGUCCCUCUCUCCGAGGAGGCCCCUGACAGCCCCUCUGCCCCCCACCCACAAGACCUCCCAAAAGACCCAAUAGACUUGCAGGGCGAAAAGGAAGUCCCACAAAGUUUGGGUGACUCUGAAAAGGAAGAAGAUGAAGAACAAAGGUGGGAAAGAGAGCGAAAAGAAAGAGAAGAAAAAAGACAAAUGGAGCAAGAAGAAGCCAGAGAAAGAGAGCUGCGAGAACUUGAACAACUAGAGAAAGAGAUGCUUUUGCGAGAGGUGGAAGAACCAAAACAGGAAGAAGAAGAAGAAACAGGGGGUGAGAAAGGAGGAGAUGAUGAGUUGAGAAAGGAGAAUGUUAAUGAGGAGGAGCCUAAAGGUGAAAAUCCACUAGAGAAAUACAUGAAGAUGGUCCUGGAAGCAAGAGAGAAGCAACAUGCACAGAGCUCCGGAAGAGAAGAGGCAGAAUAUGCGAGCCCAGAGGCCAAGAGCUUUUCUGAGGAUAAAGAAGACAGCAUUGCAGCAUAUUCACACAAGGAUGAAGAUGAUGAUUUCUGGUGAGCUGACUCAGCGAGGGGCAUCAUAAUCUGAAGUGUAUAAGCCUCUGUAGAUUGUUUCAAGUGUGAACCAUUUCUUGUUCAUAUUUUAAGAAUGCUUUUCAGUUUUGUAUAUUUGUCUUUUUUUUUGUAUUAAAUGCAAAUAAAAGCAUUUUUU